AUGUCCUGGGAUAAACUGUUGUCGCUGCGCCUCUUGCUGGGGGUGCUGCUGUGCUUUGCUGCAUCCCCUGCUCACAGUCAGACGCCAGCAUACAUCAGUAUGGGGGAUAGUAGUGGGUGGGGCACUUCCAGCGAGAGGCAGCUGAACGAGGAAGACCCCGUCAUGAAGGCGUUACCUAACCCCGACGUGCCCGCGUUUCACCUGCCGCUUAAGUGCUCCGCAUGCGGCGCCAUUGUGGAGCACGCCGUCCACCUCCUCUCCAGCGUCGUUCAGCAGCACUUGGCUCGUAGAGAGCGGGAGGCGCGGGGUGGCGGCAACCCCCCACACCGCUCCCAACCGAAGCAGUUUGAGAUGGUGGACGCGUUUGAGCAGCUUUGUCGUGAGGUUCCAUUCCUGUACGGCUUGGAGAUGAUAAGUGAUACGGAGCCCUCACUUUUUUUUAGCAAAAGUAAUAUGAUUAACCGCGUUCGUGGUGGGUGGAUGCAGUACUUUCUCGCCUCCACGUGUGAGGAGCUGCUUGAUGAGCAGGAGGAGGAGCUGGUGGCCGCUAUCUUUGCCGCAGCGGACGAGGGUGGGAUGAAAGACAUUCCAAGGAAGGUGCGUGAGGUCGUGUGUACGCAAUGGGAACGAAGCUCAAAGGGGUGUGAUGCGCACGGUAUGCCGAUUACCCGGAGGCCAAGUGAACCCUCCGACCUCUAA
Molecule: messenger RNA, 699 nt
Organism: Trypanosoma rangeli
Lineage: Eukaryota; Euglenozoa; Kinetoplastea; Trypanosomatida; Trypanosomatidae
Exons: 1
Coding region: 1-699 (232 amino acids)
Source: RefSeq, a predicted model, not a curated record